Messenger RNA from Fragaria vesca subsp. vesca, 444 nucleotides. RefSeq lists its product as uncharacterized. The transcript has a single exon. The coding region runs from base 1 to 444 and encodes 147 amino acids. The record is from RefSeq and is a predicted model, not a curated record. NCBI's taxonomy places the organism in Eukaryota, Viridiplantae, Streptophyta, Magnoliopsida, Rosales, Rosaceae.
AUGGCAAUGAUAAUAUCUAAAAAUGUGUUCACCCUAAUCUUGGUGCUAUUGUUGGGGAUAGCCAUUGCCCUUUCAGCCACUGUCGAAGAGCUCCCCCAAGUCGAUCCUAACGAGCUUCGGUUCACAACGUCAUCUCUCCGAGGGAUAGGUGGCCGGUUCCUUGCGGAGCAAGUACGAGCAGCACCAACAACAUGUGACAAGAAUCCGACGGUCUGUAAGAGCAAGGGCAGUGCAGGACCUAACUGCUGCAGCAAAAAAUGCGUCAAUAUAAGGACGGACACAAACAAUUGUGGGCGGUGUGGAGCGAAGUGUAAGUAUUCGGAACUCUGUUGCAACGGUGUUUGUGUGAACCCGUCUGUCAAUGGCAAACAUUGUGGCAAGUGCGGCAACAAGUGUGGAAAUGGAAGCUCAUGCGUGUUUGGCCUGUGCAGCUACGCCAAUUAG